Messenger RNA from Closterium sp. NIES-67, 2001 nucleotides. The record is from the annotation of a GenBank genome assembly. NCBI's taxonomy places the organism in Eukaryota, Viridiplantae, Streptophyta, Zygnematophyceae, Desmidiales, Closteriaceae.
GCCAUUGUCAUGAACCGGCACGUGGGAUACGUGGAGAAUUAAAAGCUGUCGCACUCAUCCCUUCACAUCCUCCCUCCCUCCCUUUCCUUGGCUUCCUUCCUUGCCCACACUGCCCCCCCACCUCUCCCACCUCUGUCCCUGCACUCGCCAGUGGGUACGACAUUGAGGACGCCAUUGUCAUGAACCGGCACGUGGGAUACGUGGAGAAUUAAAAGCUGUCGCACUCAUCCCUUCACAUCCUCCCUCCCUCCCUUUCCUUGGCUUCCUUCCUUGCCCACACUGCCCCCCCACCUCUCCCACCUCUGUCCCUGCACUCGCCAGGUGGGGUACGACAAGCUCGGGGCAGGGCAGAACGCGUCGAUCGCGGUGAUGAGCUACAGCGGGUACGACAUUGAGGACGCCAUCGUCAUGAACCGCAGCUCACUGGACCGCGGCUUCGGCCGCUGCAUCGUCAUCAGGCGGUACGCCACCAACAUCAAGAAGUACGCCAACCGCACGUCGGACCGCAUCGUGGGGCCCACCCUCGUACCUGCAGGGCGGGGCGGGGCGGGCAUGGUGGUGCAGCCGCGCUGCCAGCUGCAGGACCACGAUGGCAUCGCUGCCCCCGGGGAGUUCAUUCGCCCAGGCGACAUCUACGUGAACAAGCAGAGCCCGUCCAACACGAGGGACGCUAUCAUCAACCCCAUGGCGCUGCCUGACACGUUCUACAAGCCAACCCCAUCAACGUACAAGGGCCCCCCGGGCGAGACGGCGGUGGUGGAUAAGGUGCUGCUGACGAGCAACGAGGAGAACCACUUCGUCAUCAAGUGCCUCGUCCGACACACAAGGCGCCCAGAGCUGGGUGACAAGUUCAGCAGUCGGCACGGGCAGAAGGGCGUGUGCGGCAUCAUCCUACCGCAGGAAGACUUUCCUUUCACAGAGAAGGGCGUCUGCCCAGAUCUUAUUAUGAACCCCCACGGUUUCCCAAGUCGCAUGACUGUGGGCAAGAUGAUUGAGCUGAUCGGCUCCAAGGCAGGGGUGCUGUCCGGCAAGUUCCACUACGGCAGUGCGUUUGGUGAGCCCAGUGGACACGCGCACACCGUGGAUGCCAUCAGCUCAACGCUCAUCUCACAUGGCUUCAGCUACUGCGGGAAGGACAUCCUGUAUUCGGGCCUGUCAGGCGAGCCCCUCCAAGCCUACAUCUACGCAGGGCCUGUGUACUAUCAGAAGCUGAAGCACAUGGUGAUGGACAAGAUGCAUGCUCGAGCCAGGGGUCCAAGAGUGGUUCUCACACGGCAACCCACAGAGGGGAGGAGUAGAGAUGGAGGGCUGCGGCUGGGCGAGAUGGAGCGCGACUGUCUGAUAGCGUACGGCGCCAGCAUGCUCAUCCUGGAGCGGCUCAUGAUCUCCAGCGACCAGUUCCAAAUACAGGUGUGCACCAAGUGCGGCCUGCUGGGCUACUUCCACCAGAAGCUGCGGGUGCCCAUGUGCUCGCUGUGCCGCACGGGCGAGCACGUGGCUGAGCUGCGCCUGCCGUACGCAUGCAAGCUGCUGUUCCAGGAGAUGACGGCCAUGAACAUCGUGCCUCGGCUGCAGCUCACAGAGGCUUGAGAGGGGUAAGGGGUGAGAGGUCUGGAAGGCGUGUGUCUGUGCGUGGGGCAUGCAAGCUGCUGUCCCAGGAGAUGACUGCCCUGAAUGGGAUCGUGAGCCACACUUGCAGCUGACGGAGGCUUGUGAGCCAGCUCGGUGGAUGGAAUGGAAGGGACUGCUGAGCACAAGGGAUGGUAUGGUGGUUUCAGGGUGCAUGGGAGGGGAGGGGAGGGGAGUACUACCAGGGCAUAUGAUGUGCAAUGGUCUGCAAAGAGGCCUCGUAGAGUAGACAGGUUAGAUGGGUGCACUAGGGUAGGGGGGAUGUGGAGCUAGGGUAUACAGCACCGGCAUAAAGUGUACAUAUGAGCUAUUCUGGAUAGUGGCUUAGUGGCUUUUCUGGUUAGUAGUGGUGGUGUAAGAAUGUGACCAUUA